AUGCUGAUGGAUUUGCAUCUUGCAUUAUGCAUAUCGAUAAUUGUUUUGUAUGUCGUAAGUUUAAAAGUUAAACAAGGAUUAAGAAGUAAUAGAGAAGUACUGCUUACCAUGCACAUAGUUAUUGUAGUUCUGCUUAUCCUAAUGCAGACUUCUGUUUUGCAUUCAAAUCAUCAUGGACAUAGCCAUGAUAUCGAAGCACCGCACUUCAAAUACAGUCGUGAAGCUAAUGAGAAACAUGGCGAUCAUGGACAUUCCCAUCAUCAUGAUCAUCAUCAUGGACAUUCAGAAGACCAUUCGCAUACGUUUGAUCAACAUCAUUUUCAUGAGAAGGAACAUCAUCAUUCACAUCUCUCCGAAGAGGAUAGUCAUCAUAAUCGACAACAUAUUAAAUCAAGUCAGAAAAAUUUUAAACCAUACGAUCCAAAUGGGAUUCUAUCUUUCAUGAAUGAUUUUCAAACACGUCUUUGGGUGUAUAGUAUUGGUUCAACAUUGCUGAUCAGUUUUAUGCCAUUCGUUUUACUGUCGCUAAUACCUUUGCAGGAGAACACUGCAGAAAAUGAACCAAUGCUAAAAGUCCUUUUGAGUUUUGGCUCCGGUGGUUUACUGGGUGACGCAUUCCUUCAUCUGAUUCCACAUUCACAACCUUCUCAUCACGAUGGUCAUGAACAUUCACAUUCCCAUUCGCAUGGUGGUUCUCAUGGGCCACAUGAUAUGACUGUUGGAAGUUAUGUGCUAGCUGGAAUAUUAACAUUUUUGACAAUAGAGAAGAUUGUACGCAUUCUACGAAAUGAAAAGAUGUUACAUUGUCAUUCACAUAAUAAUGGCUUAUUAUCUUCGAAUGAUAAAAAGAUUAGAAGACGAAGUAAAGGUGCCAAAACCAAUAAGAAAAAGAAGUCGGAUGUUUCAUCAGCAGAAGAAAGUUUGCAUAGUUGUUCCGAUGAAGAGCGCAAGCAUCUGAUAGCAAAAACAAACGAUGAAACAAGAUUUAAAGUAGCAGCAUAUUUGAAUAUGGCUGCAGAUUUUUCUCAUAAUUUUACAGAUGGCUUAGCAAUUGGUGCAUCAUUUCUCGCUGGUGCUACAGUUGGUAUUGUAACGACGAUUACUGUACUCGUACACGAGAUACCGCACGAGAUUGGAGAUUUUGCUAUCCUUGUACAGUCUGGUUUCAACAAGAAAAAGGCUAUGCUUGUUCAACUUCUAACAGCUUUGGGCGCUCUUGCUGGUUGCGUCUUAUCAUUAUGUUCAGCAAAUGUUGGCGAAUUAUCCGAUGCAGCUUCCUCCAAUUGGAUAUUACCUUUCACUGCUGGCGGAUUUAUCUAUAUUGCCACUGUAACAGUUAUUCCGGAGUUGCUUGAAAAUACUUCUACUUGGCAGAGUACCAAAGAAGUAGUAGCCUUGUUAGCGGGAAUAAUGCUGAUGUUUCUCAUUGCUGCUUAUGAGUGA
Acanthocheilonema viteae is the source of this 1443-nucleotide messenger RNA. The record is from the annotation of a GenBank genome assembly. NCBI's taxonomy places the organism in Eukaryota, Metazoa, Nematoda, Chromadorea, Rhabditida, Onchocercidae.